Messenger RNA from Salvia miltiorrhiza (redroot sage), 585 nucleotides. RefSeq lists its product as uncharacterized. The record is from RefSeq and is a predicted model, not a curated record. The transcript is spliced from 3 exons. Lineage: Eukaryota; Viridiplantae; Streptophyta; Magnoliopsida; Lamiales; Lamiaceae. The coding region runs from base 1 to 585 and encodes 194 amino acids.
AUGGCUUCUUCUCGACAGCCUAAUUACACAAUUGAUGAAGAUAAACAUCUUUGUCUUGUGUAUUUGGAGAUAUCUCAAGAUUCAAAAACGGGAAUACACCAAAGAAAAGAAAAUUUUUGGGAUCAUGUUAGGGAGGUUUACAACGAGGAGAAACUCAAUCCAAAUAUGUAUACUCGAAGUUCAAGAUCACUUAAAACUCGCAUGCAGUUCACUCGUGCAAAAGAAUUGAUGAUGCUAGACACAAAAUAUAAGAAAGUCUUCAAGUUCGAGCAUGUGUGGUCUAUUAUGAAAGAUUAUCAAAAGAUUGAUUGUCCUUCACAAAACUCUCGACAACAAAUGUCUGCAUCUCAGUCAGAUUCACUACCACAAUCUCCUAUCUCACCUGAUGGAUUGUCUAAUUUUUCUAUCAAUUUAAGCGAUGGUAGUGGCAGUGGUUCUGGAUCGUCACACCGUCCAGAUGGUGUGAAAAAGACCAAAAACAAAAGAAAAAAAGGAAAUUUUCAUGAUUUUGGAGGAUCAGGAAGCGACAUUGGAGGAUCUGGAAGCGAUGUUGGAGGAUCUGGAAGUGAUCUUAGACCUUACUAG